Molecule: messenger RNA, 2077 nt
Organism: Artibeus jamaicensis (Jamaican fruit-eating bat)
Lineage: Eukaryota; Metazoa; Chordata; Mammalia; Chiroptera; Phyllostomidae
Gene: SRRM5
Product: serine/arginine repetitive matrix 5
Exons: 1
Coding region: 281-2077 (598 amino acids)
Source: RefSeq, a predicted model, not a curated record
CUGUCUGCGUGUCCCCAGCGAUGCUGAGCCUCCGUGAGCCUUAGGAGAGACCUGCUGAACGACUGACUGCAAAGCACAGAGGAAACCUCUCUGGCCUUGGGACAGGGCCCCACCCCUCCCUGUCCUCCCACCUCUGACUUCACAGCACCCGCAGGGUCUUCAAUGCCCACUGUGACUUCACGCAUUUGGCCUGUGAAAGGCAAUCAGCUGGCCGUCCAGGGCUACCAGGUCCUUCACGUCCGCUGGGACUUCCAGGACCACAAGCCCUUUUGCUCCCACCAUGUCUUCUCCACCUACGAGAACCUCACAGCCCAGCGGGUCUCUGGCAUCCACCGGACCCUCGAUGCCCACAGUGUCUCCCAUGCUCCCUCCCUCCACAAAGGCUACUGAGUCGGCAAUGCCCAACGGCUCUUCGGUGCCCACCACGCCAUCCACUGCCCCCACCUCGGUCACGAGCCCCAGCGGUUCCAAGUCCACCAAAUGGGAACGCACAAAGACAGCCCCUUCUAACCAGCCCUGCAGCAGGUCGAGAACCAGGGCGAGGACACCUAGCAAGGCCAGCACUGACACCAGGGCCAGCACUGCCAGCAAGGUGAGCGGAGUAAGGCGCCGCCAGCGGAAGGGCACACGUAGCCGGGGCAGAACUCCUGGCAGAAGGGGAGGCCGCCGCUCCAAGAAGUCACCCAGCAAGGUGAGAACGACUUCCCAGCAAAAAGAGAAAGGGAGGAAAAGUUACAGCCGGCCUAGAACCAGCAGCCGGGACAGGAGUAAGAGCCAGCGUAGAAAUAUGAACAGAGAGAAGAGUCACAGCCCGCCAGGAACCUCAGGUAUGGGGACGAGUUCCAGGCUGGCUGUCACCGCCAGCAGGGCAAAGAGUUACAGCUCCACCAGAAGUUCCUUCAAGGAGAGAGGCUAUAGCCAGUCUCCAUCAUGGAGAAGGGUGAAGAGUUACAGUCAGAUAAUCACCCUCCGCAGAAAGUGGAUUUAUAGCCCAAACAAGAUAGCCAACAUCCUCAAGAGUUAUAAGCAGGGUAGUGCAUCCAGCAGGACCCGAAGCCAUUGCCGGUCUAGAACACCCAGAAGGGCCAGAAGCCGCAGUCGGAAGAGGACCCACAGCAGGGCGAGAAGUCGUACCCGGAAGGAAACUUCCAGCCACAUGAGAAGACACAGCCAGUCUAGAAGGCACAGCCACGAAAAAAGUCAACACCAAUCUCGGACCCCCACGAGGGAAAGAAGUCACAGCCGGUCUGGAAGCCUCAGCAAGAACAGAGGCCACAGACAAUCUAGAACUCUCAGCAAGGAAAGAGAUCAUAGCCAAUCGGGGACCUCCAGGGAGGAAAGAGAUGACAGCCGACCUGGAACCCCCAGAGAAGAGAGACAUCACAGCCGAUCUGGAAGCUCCAGUAAGGAAAGAGAUCACAGCAGAUCCAGAAGCUCUGACAUGGAAAGAGAUCACAGCCGAUCUAGAAUCCCCAGGAGAAAGAAAGAUCACAGUGGAACUAGAAGCCCCAGAAGGGAGAGAGGCCACAGCCAAUCUAGAACCCGCAGGACGGAGAGAGGUCGCAGUCGAUCUAGAACCCCCAGAACGAAGAGAGAUCACAGCCAAGCCAGAACCCCCAGCAAGACAGCGCACAGCCAGUCUAGAACCUCCCCAAAAGAGAGCAACCACAGCCAGUCUAGAACCUCCCCCAAAGAGAGCAACCACAGCCAGCCUAGAACCUCCCCCAAAGAGAGCAACCACAGCCAGCCUAGAACCUCCCCCAAAGAGAGCAACCACAGCCAGCCUAGAACCUCCCCAAAAGAGAGCAACCACAGCCAGCCUAGAACCUCCCCAAAAGAGAGCAACCACAGCCAGUCUAGAAGCCCCACCAGAAGCCUCAGCUGGAAGGGAUCCCCCAGCAGGGCAGAGAGCCCCAGUCGGAACAGAACACCUAGUGAGACAAGCAACCAUUCCCCCUCAAGAUCUCUCAGCGAAGCUCCAAUCCCAAGCCAGGAUGCUAUUCAAGCCAACGCCACCACUUCUAAGGCCGCCUCACCUGGAGAGAGGUCCUCCUCAUCUUCUUCCAAGCUGGCGUAG